AAUAGGAGGCACAUUUUCUUUAGGUUUAGGCAGGUAUAAAUGUAAGGGUUAAAAUGAGUAGAGUGUCAGUGUAACAGUACGAAAGUGCUUUAAAGGACUACUACCACCACCGUCAUGGGCAGGAUCAUCUUCUACGAGGACAGGAACUUCCAGGGUCGCUCUUAUGAGUGCAUGAGCGACUGUGCUGACAUGUCCUCCUACUUGAGCCGCUGCCACUCUUGCAGAAUUGAGAGUGGAUGCUUCAUGAUGUAUGAUCGCCCAAACUUCAUGGGAAAUCAGUAUUUCUUUAGGAGGGGAGAGUAUGCUGAUUACAUGUCUAUGUUUGGCAUGAAUGAGUGCAUCAGAUCUUGCCGUAUGAUCCCUAUGCACAGAGGACCCUUCAGAAUGAGGAUUUACGAGAGGGAGAACUUCAUGGGCCAGAUGUAUGAGAUGAUGGAUGACUGUGACAACAUCAUGGACCGCUACCGCAUGUCUCACUGCAAUUCCUGUCAUGUGAUGGACGGUCACUGGCUCAUGUAUGAGCAGCCCAACUACAGAGGAAGGAUGCACUACUUCAGGCCUGGAGAGUACAGAAGCUUCAGCAAUAUGGGUGGCAUGAGAUUCAUGAGCAUGAGGCGUAUCAUUGAUUCCUAUUAUUAAAAAUGAAAUUGCAAAAAUUUUCUAAGAACAUGUGAUACUACAAUAAAUUCUAGAAAUAAUUUCUAAA
This is a messenger RNA of Myxocyprinus asiaticus (Chinese sucker), 706 nucleotides long. Its product is annotated as gamma-crystallin M2-like. The coding region runs from base 115 to 639 and encodes 174 amino acids. NCBI's taxonomy places the organism in Eukaryota, Metazoa, Chordata, Actinopteri, Cypriniformes, Catostomidae. Gene Ontology annotation, biological process: visual perception; lens development in camera-type eye. The transcript is spliced from 3 exons. The record is from RefSeq and is a predicted model, not a curated record. Gene Ontology annotation, molecular function: structural constituent of eye lens.